Penicillium verrucosum is the source of this 201-nucleotide messenger RNA. RefSeq lists its product as uncharacterized. The record is from RefSeq and is a predicted model, not a curated record. Lineage: Eukaryota; Fungi; Ascomycota; Eurotiomycetes; Eurotiales; Aspergillaceae. The coding region runs from base 1 to 201 and encodes 66 amino acids. The transcript has a single exon.
AUGGCAGGGCACAUUGCAACCAUUCGGUUCCAGCCUUCCAAGAACCCAUCGCUUCGCCUGCGAGGGACUCCGGAUGUUGUCACCGUAUCCGCUAUUUCGCCCAUCGGAGGUCUGGGUGCUCUCGCCCUUGACUCUGAAUUGGGACCAGAACUAAAGGGGGUAACAGACUUCACAAAUGGAUCGAACUCAACCUUGUGUUGA